Messenger RNA from Giardia duodenalis, 4797 nucleotides. Its product is annotated as Multidrug resistance-associated protein 1. The transcript has a single exon. Bases 1 to 4797 code for a protein of 1598 amino acids. Gene Ontology annotation, molecular function: ATP binding; ATP hydrolysis activity; ABC-type transporter activity. Gene Ontology annotation, cellular component: membrane. The record is from RefSeq and is a predicted model, not a curated record. Gene Ontology annotation, biological process: transmembrane transport. Lineage: Eukaryota; Fornicata; Diplomonadida; Hexamitidae.
AUGUCCGCUUCCGAGACACUUUCGUCAGGUGCCGUGCAGGACGGGCAGAAGCAGGCAGCAGGGCACGUCAGGAAGGGGUGUUGCACUAAGAAUUACCCUCCUCCACCAUCAGACUUUGACAAGGCCAACUUCAGCACCAAGCGUCCGCUGCAGAGCCUGUACUGCAGCUGCCUGAACCCCUUUUUCACGUUCAUGUCCCCGAUAAUCAAGAGGUCCGGCCGCCAGGGAACCCUCUACCUGUCCGACCUCCACCCUCCGGUUGACCGGCACUGCCCUCAGAUCGCUGCGACAGACUUUGUACGGGAGUGGAAUAAAAAGGUAUACAAGGGGAAGCAGCCCAGCAUCAUACUGUCGGUCAUCAGGGCCUCCAUGGGCAGGUUUAUUACUGCCUGCAUCAUGAUCCUGUUCUUCGUCGCUGCACAGAUGGUCGCCCCGUUCACAAUCCAACGGAUUAGCAAUCACCUCAUUACAACUGUUCCUGGCAGCAUCGGUCAGCAGAAAAAUACCUGGGACGCCAUUGUCGCCGUUUUGCAGAUUACAUACCCAUACAUUCUAGCCGUGUUCUUUGGGCAGCUCAUUUACGCUCUUUCCGACUCGAUCCUGUGGUAUUUGCUAUCAGACAUGGUGUCGCGCUUCCUGGGCGGGACCCUGGACAUCCUGUACAACAAGAUGCUGUCUCUUUCGGACAUCACCCGCCAAAAUUCUGCCGCCGGCAACCUGGUCAACCUCCUCUUCGCAGACACGAUGAGGAUCUCGAACUUUAUGCUUUUGCUCAUCUUCGUGAUGACGAUGCCGCUGAUGUUUGUCUGCUACCUGGUCUACAUGGCCAUCGAGAUCGACCCCAAAGGGAUUGGAGGCCUGAUUGCUCUCUUCAUCAUCCUGCCGAUUGUUGGACUGAUCCUGUUUGCCUUUACCCGGCUCCUCUUUUCCUUGCUCAGCAUGACAGACCUGCGUGUCAAGAAGAUCUCUGAGGUCCUCAACGGAAUGAAGGUCGUCAAGCUCUUCGGAAUGGAGGAUGUCCAAGAGGCGCGAGUGAUGAACAUCCGCAACAAGGAGAUAGGGAUGAUUUUCCGCUUUGGCAUCAUUCUCUCCGGCUUUGGUCUUGUCGUCAACGGCGCUGCACCGUUGAUGUCCCUCUUUGGGUUCCUCUUCUUCAUGACCAGCUCAAGCUUUGACGUUGCCAACGCAUACACCGCGGUGUUCGUAUACAACAUGCUGGGCCUGGUGUUUGUCUUCAUGCCACUGAUGAUGUCCGGGAUUUCCGAGUCGAAGAUAAGCUCCAAGCGCAUCCUGACCUUUAUAACGCUUCCGCAGCCGGACUACGGGGUCGUCACCCGCGAGAGGUCCUAUACCCUUACCAAGGGCGAGACGGUGCCCUACGCAAUCAAAACGUCCAACCAGCCCAGCUUCUGCUGGGGCCUGAGGGAGGACUCCAUUAUACCGCCGCUCCUGGACCCGAUGUUCAAGGACAACAUGAAGAAGCAGAGGCAGGUCUUGCAGCUCUAUCCCCGAUUUAAGAAGCACUACGAGAAAAAGGUCAAGGAGUACAAGGCGUGGAAGACAAAGAACCCCUCCGUAUCCGUGGACGCCACCGAGGAAGACAUCCUGCUGAAUCGAUUCGACUCUAUCGAUGUUACCGACAAGGAGGCCGAUGCGAUGCGCUACAUCGACUCGUGGGUCAUUGAGUUCGGCCUCCUACCGCCCGACAAGGUGACGUCGUUCGGCGCCUACAUUCCCCAGGCCUACCAGGCGUCCCCGGACGAUAACCCCUACCAGGUGCUGAAGAAGACGUUCCUGCACCGGAUUGUGGUACGGGGUCUCUACGACCUGGCCGCCGAGCAGAACCAAGUGUCGCGCGACCUCAAGAAGUACAGGAAAGACCCUGCCAGGUGCAAGCAGAUCAUUGACGCGCAGCUCGACAAGAACCCCAACCACGUUGAUCUGCCUCCACGCAUCAAGAACCUCGACCUCAGCAUACCGAAGGGCUACCUCGUGGGGAUCUGCGGGCCUGUUGGCGCCGGCAAGACCACGCUGUUCUCUGCUCUGCUGGGCGAGCUGCGCCUGGUGAGAGAGCAGCGUGCAAAGCUGGACUCCUACAAGUUUAACAACCUGGAGAUCAAGUUCGACUACCAGACCGGCUUAACGCCUCCUACCUCGUUCGUCGAGAAGUACUCGACGGAGGACCCCAGGUUCGACCCACAGAUCCCCCACGUCCACAUCUACGGGUCCGUCGCGUACUUUGCCCAGUCGUCCUGCAUCUUCUCUGGCACCCUGCGUGACAACAUCGUCUUCUACCGGCCCUUCGACCGUGCUCGCUACGAAAAGGUGCUCGACAUCUGCUGCCUGAUACCCGACCUCAAGCUCUUCAAGGCGGGCGACCUGACAGAGAUCGGUGAAAAGGGCGUCUCUCUGUCGGGCGGGCAGAAGGCGCGCGUCGCUCUGGCCCGGGCCGUGUACUCGGGCUGUGACAUCCUGCUCCUUGACGACCCCCUCUCCGCCGUCGACUCGCACGUCGGGCAGAGGCUGUGGAACGAGGUCAUUUGUGGAUUCCUGAAGGAGCAGGGGACCACCGUCUUGAUAGCGUCCCACCAGACGCAGUACUUCGGAAACUGCGACCUUGUCAUCAGGAUCGAGGACGGGGAGAUCGUCCACAGCGACACGCCGGACAACCUGAUGAACAAGGGCAUCGACUUCGGAUUUUCCCGCACCACGUCCGUGGCCAGCGGGCUAAACAAUGCCGGACGCAUCGAGAGCGUGGCGAGCCAGCUCGUUAUUCCAACCCAGACCGACGAGGAGAAGAGGCGCGACCUGGCGCUGGUGACCGAUGACGGCAACGAGGCCAAGGGGAAGCUCAUGCUUGCAGAGGCCUUUGCUCAGCAGGGGUCCGUCUCAGGGACGUUCUACAAGCGCUGGUUCAGGUCCGGGUCUCGCUGCAGCCUCCUCUGCUACCUCGUGUUUGUCUUGCUAUGGCAGGGAUCCACCCAAUACCAGGGCGUGUUGAUCAAUCACUGGGUUAAGGACCAGUAUCAUUUCAAACUGUCUGACACCGAUAAGUCGUACAACUACAAGUACAUCGGGAUUUACGCCGGAAUGACCGUGUCUACGAUGCUUAUGGCCUACCUGUCGUCUGUCUUCCUCGUCUCGUUCAUUAAUUCUGCCGCGCGCGCACUCUUCAAGAAGAUGCUCCGAUCUAUCUUCAGAUCGCCGAUGUCGUUCUUUGACACAACUCCGACGGGGCGGAUCCUCAACCGCUUCAGCAAGGACACAGACUCCAUGGACAUCCAGGUGAUGCGGUUCAUAAACCAGGCGCUGGGGAAUGGCGCGUCGCUGGUAGGGAUGCUCGUAAUGAUAUGCGUCCUGGCCUGGCCGGCCCUUAUAGUCGUCAUCCCGACGAUCAUCCUCUACGCUGUCAUCUUCUUCAUGUUCCGCCGCGUUGCCCCGCAGGUGAAGCGACUGGAGAGCAUAACCAAGUCCCCGGUCAUCAACAUCUGCACAGAGAGCCUUGGGGCUCUGCCGUCGAUUCGUGCGUACAGCUUCGAGUCCCACUUCAUCGCCAAGGCCCGGGAACAGAUAACGAUCAACUCGUCGGCAUACUGGAUGCAGAUCUCUCUCCCCCGCUGGCUGAGCUUCCGACUGAACGUCAUUGGGGCCUUCUUUUGCGGCUUCAUCGCUCUUAUCAGCUGCGUCAUUGCGCCUGUCAACAUCGGCGGGAUACAGUUCAUUCAGUAUGCGGGCCUGAUACUGUCGUACUCCUUCAACAUCCAAAUGAUACUCAGUCAAUUCGUCACGGCGUGGGUCCAGGCGGAGGCCGAGGUCACAUCCAUAGAGCGCGUCAUGGAGUACGGCGACCUGCCUGCAGAGGACUUGAGCGAUAGGGCUAACAAGAUCAUUGAGUCAUGCACGCUGGCGAGCGAACUUUGGCCCCGUGCUCCAGAGGCGGGAAUCAAGGUCAAAAAUCUCAACUUCCGCUACCGCCCCGAUCUGGAUCUAACGCUCAGGGACUGCAACUUUGAGAUCCUGCCCGGCGAGCACGUCGGGGUGGUCGGGCGCACAGGGGCAGGGAAAUCGUCGCUGACCGUCGCGUUCUUCCGCCUUGCAGAGCCGGACGCCGGCAGCUCCAUCGUCAUCGACAACGUCAACCUGCUGGCGGAUGUUGGCCUUCACCAGGCCCGCCAAGCGAUCGCCAUCAUUCCCCAGGAGCCCUUCCUGUUUUCAGGCACGCUGCGCCAGUCCCUCUGUGCUUACUCUGCUUCCGUUGCAGAGGGACUGCAGCCGGGGCCUGGCGUUGAGAAAGUUCCGGACGAGAAGCUCUGGCGGGUGCUCGAGCAGGUCCGCAUGCGCGAGUACUUCGAGAAGCAACCCGGCGGACUCGACGCCAAGAUCGCAGCCAAUGGGGACAACCUCUCUGCAGGUCAGCGUCAGCUUGUCUGCGUGGCUCGCGCACUGGUUCGAGAGCCCCGCUGCGUCGUGCUCGACGAGGCCACCGCCCAGGUCGACCGGGAAAACGACCGACUCAUCCAGGACGCUAUUCGGGAAAACCUGGCCGACACGACAAUCUUCUCGAUUGCUCACCGCCUCGACACUAUCAUAGACUUCGACCGCAUUCUCGUCGUUGACGCAGGUAGAAUUGCUGAGUACGACACUCCUGCCAACCUCCUCCGCAGGGAAAACUCCAUCUUCAGUCACCUUGUCGCCAAGACGGGGGAGGAGACCGCUGGGAAGCUCAGAGCCGCGGCCUUCUUGGCGGAGCAGCAACGUGCGAAGGGCGAGAAGGUGGACAUCUCUGCGUACUUUUAG